CAUCACGUGACUGUGGGCGAAACCAAACUUGCUAGUGCAGAGGAGGAGGUGAGAGCAACGACUGAUGUUGACAGACACCAGUCUUACGAUGACAGUUUUCAAUUUAAAGACGAAUCGAUACUUGACAACCAUAAAGGAUAUAUAUUAGGUAUUCAACCGGAGUGGAAAUGCAAGACUUGAACCUACAACAAUGGGACUGAUUCCAUAGAGAGGCCUGGAUACCUCAGUGUUAGCAAAGAUGUCUGGAGGCAGGCUAUUCAGCAAGAUGCGGUCCGCCUUCAGGAGGGAGAGGAACGACUGGGACCUGAGCGACACCGAGCCUUUCGACUUCUCCAACGAGCUGGGGGACGACGAGACGCCCAAGUUCAACAAGCUCAAGGUGGUGGUCUCCGGGGAGAUGUCGGACUACUCCUCCGGGGCUAACUCCAACGGGGUGGCGGUGAACACGCUGGUGGUGUCGGCGGAUGAUGAUGACUCCUUGCUGGACUCUUCCUCCAGCCUGGGCAGCCCGGGGCUCAACAUGGACCCCUGCGAGAACUGCACCAAGAAGAGGGACAGCAUCAAACACAAGAAAGUGAUGAAGAGGCUGGUCAUGGCAGCUUUGCUCUAUUUCCUCUUCAUGACAGGGGAAAUUGUCGGUGGUUACUUUUCCAACAGCUUAGCCAUCAUGACUGACGCUGUGCACAUGCUAACAGACGUGGUGGGCAUUCUGUUUUCUCUGCUGGCCCUCUGGCUCUCCACCAAACCGCCCACGAGUAGAUUUACCUUCGGCCUGCAUCGUCUCGAGGUUGUAUCGGCAGUCCUCAGUGUAGUGCUCAUCUACAUCCUGACAGCCAUACUGCUCUACGAGGCCGUUCAGAGGACGAUACACCAAGAGUUCGACAUAGAUGGGGAUGUCAUGCUCAUCACUGCAGCUGUGGGCGUGGCUGUCAACCUCAUAAUGGGUUUCUUGUUAAACCAAGGUGGUCACGGUCACUCUCACGGCCACGGCCACUCACAUGGCCACGGUCACUCUCACGGCUCUGCAGCCGCCUCACAGUCGGGGGGGUCGGGGGGGCAGAGGCAGCAGGGCAGCCUGGCUGUCAGAGCGGCCUUCAUCCACGCUCUGGGAGAUCUGGUCCAGAGCAUCGGGGUGCUCAUAGCGGCCUACAUCGUCCGCUUCAAGCCGGACUUUAAGUUGGCAGACCCCAUCUGUACCUACAUCUUCUCCAUCCUGGUACUCGUCACCACGUUCCGCAUCAUACGAGACACAAUAGUCAUCGUGCUGGAGGGUGUUCCCAGGCAUCUGGACACUCUGAGAAUCAAAGAAGACCUCCUGAAGCUGGAGGACGUCCAAUCAGUGGAUGAGCUGAACGUCUGGGCGCUGACCACGGACAAGACUGCAGCUAUAGUGCAUCUGCAGCUGGCGCCCUCUAGUGCCAGCAACUGGGAGGACGUGCAGGCGAAGGCGCGCCACCUGCUGCUCCACACCUACGGCCUGGGCAGGUGCACGGUGCAGGUGCAGACACACAGGCUGAGGCCUGUGCGUACCUGCACACACUGCCUGCAGUCCAGUGCCUAGAGAGAGACUCUUCUGAACAGUGGCUGCCACGGAGCACUUCAAGACACAGGACAGCAGAGACACAGUAAACGGUAUGUACAUGCAAACAGAAAAAGACUGGUGCCAAAGGAAAGCAGACGCACAUUUCCAAUAGUUGGAUCACUUCAGCCGCCGGCGACCUCGCACAGCUUUGAGAGCUUGGAUGCUUUCAGAAAAAGGAAUGCUCUUAAUUCACCAUUGAAGCCUAUUUCAACUUUUUUGUAUUUUAGUGUUUGAUUUGUCACAACUGAUGUUUUAGCAUCAGAUGUACAUUUUACUUUUUGUUUCUAGGUGUGAGGACUUGAUUUUAUUUGUUUACUGAGGAUGUCUGCAAAUGAAAAGGUACCUCAUUUUCUGUUCAUUUGGAAAAACAACUUGUAUCAUUGUGUCCCUUAGGCAGACAUCACAUCAACUUAUCAAGCUUAGAAAUGAUCAAAGCAGUCUGAUCAACACUUCAAAACUGACAUUAUAUUUUAGCAUGGCUCUUAGCUACAUUUAGGCGAGCACACAUCUGACAAUCAAAGAGUGACUGACUUUGUAAAAUGGUUAAUGCUACAGUGUUAUGGUUUCAGCCUCAAUUCCUAAACUCAUUUUCUUUGUAUUCCCUAAACUGACAGUAUACUAAUGCAGACAUGUUUGUGAACCAGUAUUUCUGAUUUUUCAGUUUUCAACCUGCUGAUAAUAUUUAUAGUGUUUCCAGUGUGAAGUGUUGAGAGACUGUCGGGGUUUUAUUGUAAACCUUUUCCUAGUCUCUAAAACGAAUCAUCGACGGAAGUCAGGAACUGCAUCACCCUUUGUUUCUAAUAAAGUAUUACAUCUUC
Gymnodraco acuticeps is the source of this 2400-nucleotide messenger RNA. It is a transcript of the gene slc30a4, whose product is annotated as solute carrier family 30 member 4. Bases 239 to 1561 code for a protein of 440 amino acids. NCBI's taxonomy places the organism in Eukaryota, Metazoa, Chordata, Actinopteri, Perciformes, Bathydraconidae. The record is from RefSeq and is a predicted model, not a curated record. The transcript is spliced from 8 exons. Gene Ontology annotation, molecular function: zinc ion transmembrane transporter activity. Gene Ontology annotation, cellular component: plasma membrane. Gene Ontology annotation, biological process: zinc ion transmembrane transport; response to zinc ion.